Molecule: messenger RNA, 1680 nt
Organism: Lodderomyces margitis
Lineage: Eukaryota; Fungi; Ascomycota; Pichiomycetes; Serinales; Debaryomycetaceae
Gene: PHO84
Product: phosphate transporter
Exons: 1
Coding region: 1-1680 (559 amino acids)
Biological process (GO): transmembrane transport; phosphate ion transport
Cellular component (GO): membrane
Molecular function (GO): phosphate transmembrane transporter activity
Source: RefSeq, a predicted model, not a curated record
AUGUCCCUGUCAUCAGACAUUGAACAAGGUCACAUUCACGCUGCCCAAGUCAGCCAAAGCGGUGGUAAAACCGCUUUCAAAGAUUACUUGGGUAAAUUCGCUGACGUUGAAGAUCCAAUUGAAAGAAGGAGAUUGGCUUUGGAGGAAAUUGAUAAAGCCGGUUUUGGAUGGACUCAAGUUAAAAUGAUUAUGAUUGCUGGUGUUGGUUUCAUGACUGAUUCGUACGAUAUCUUUGCCAUUAACUUGUCAAUCAAUUUCUUGCAAUACGUUUACUGGGGUGGAACUAUGCCAGAUUCCACCAACACAUUGAUCAAGGUUGCCACUUCUGUUGGAACUGUUAUUGGUCAAGUUUCUUUUGGUACUUUUGCUGAUAUCGUUGGUCGUAAAAAGAUUUACGGUUUGGAAUUGAUUAUUAUGAUUUUCGCCACUGUUGCCCAAGUUGUUAUUGGUGAGUCCGCUGCUAUUAACUUUACUGCAUUGUUUACAGCUUUGAGGAUAUUGAUGGGUAUCGGUAUCGGUGGUGAUUAUCCAUUGUCAUCGAUUAUUUCAUCAGAGUUCUCCACUACUAAAUGGAGAGGUGCGAUUAUGGCAGCUGUUUUCUCCAACCAAGGUUUGGGUCAAAUCUUUGCUGGUGUAGUUGCCAUGAUUUGUGUUGCCGGUUACAAGGAUGACUUGAUUGGUUACACCAAAGAUACUGGGUGUCACGGUCCUUGUAUCAAAGCUUGUGAUCAAAUGUGGAGAAUCGUUAUUGGUUUCGGUUGUGUUCCUGGAUGUAUUGCAUUGUACUACAGAUUGACCAUCGCUGAAUCACCAAGAUAUGCCUUGGACAUGGACGAAGAAGGUAAUAUUAAAAAGCCAGGAAGUGGUGAGGUGGAACAAAUCAACGAUGAUGUUGAGAUUGUUGUGCCAAAGGCUUCAUUCAAAGACUUUGUCAGGCAUUUCGGUCAAUGGAGAUACGGUAAGAUUCUUCUUGGAACUGCAGGAUCAUGGUUUAUGCUUGAUGUCGCUUAUUACGGUCUUGGUUUGAACACCACUAAUAUUUUGCAAGCCAUUGGUUACGCAAGUGGUUCCAACAUCUACUGGAAAUUCUACAACUCUGCUGCAGGUAACUUGAUUUUGGUUUGUGCCGGUUCAUUGCCAGGCUAUUGGGCUGCCGCUGCUACGAUAGAUACCGUUGGUAGAAAACCAUUACAAAUUGGUGGUUUCAUAAUUUUGACCAUCAUUCUUUGUAUUAUGGGAUUUGCAUACCACAAGUUGGGUGACAAGGGAUUGCUUGCCCUUUUCGUUCUAGCCCAGUUUUUCGAAAACUUUGGACCAAACACAACCACAUUCGUCGUUCCAGGAGAGAGUUUCCCUACGAGGUAUAGAUCUACCGCUCACGGUCUUUCAGCAGCUUCUGGUAAAGUCGGUGCUAUCAUUGCCCAAACUUGUAUUGGUACCCUUCAGAACCAUAACUGUGCUAAAGAAGGUAAAGACGCAGGAUGUUGGAUCAACCACGUGUUGGAAAUCUUUGCUCUUUUUAUGCUUUUGGGUAUCUUUACCAGUUUCCUUAUUCCUGAAACCAAGAGAAAGACAUUGGAAGAGAUUUGUGAGAUUUAUCAUGGUGAAGUAGACCUUACCACUGUUGCUAGGGAUAAGUUUGAAACCGCCGUUGUUGAGUCUUCUGACGAGAAGAAUUAG